GGUCCAUCCAGGAAAAGGUCACGUAAGCACGAUAAAGUAGAAGAUGAGAGAAGCAGCAAAAAAUCAGGACAGCAUUAUGAGUUUGCAGACAGCAACUCUGAUACUGUUACAGUCAGAACUGGCCAUGAUCUUGCUCACAGUAGUAGCAAUAUUGAUCUGGCUGAAGGUGCAGGUGCUGUGGAAGAGACUGAGGAGGAAGUCAACCAGCAGAUGAACAACAAAGACCCACAGCCAGGGGGAUCUCAGAAGAGAUCAAGGGAAAGCGAUGAAGAAGAGGAUAGGAGAGGUCUGCCUGGUCCAUCCAGGAAAAGGUCACGUAAGCACGAUAAAGUAGAAGAUGAGAGAAGCAGCAAAAAAUCAGGACAGCAUUAUGAGUUUGCAGACAGCAACUCUGACACUGUUACAGUCAGAACUGGCCAUGAUCUUGCUCACAGUAGUAGCAAUAUUGAUCUGGCUGAAGGUGCAGGUGCUGUGGAAGAGACUGAGGAGGAAGUCAACCAGCAGAUGGACGACAAAAACCCACAGCCAGGGGGAUCUCAGAAGAGAUCAAGGGAAAGCGAUGAAGAAGAGGAUAGGAGAGGUCUGCCUGGUCCAUCCAGGAAAAGGUCACGUAAGCACGAUAAAGUAGAAGAUGAGAGAAGCAGCAAAAAAUCAGGACAGCAUUAUGAGUUUGCAGACAGCAACUCUGACACUGUUACAGUCAGAACUGGCCAUGAUCUUGCUCACAGUAGUAGCAAUAUUGAUCUGGCUGAAGGUGCAGGUGCUGUGGAAGAGACUGAGGAGGAAGUCAACCAGCAGAUGAACAACAAAGACCCACAGCCAGGGGGAUCUCAGAAGAGAUCAAGGGAAAGCGAUGAAGAAGAGGAUAGGAGAGGUCUGCCUGGUCCAUCCAGGAAAAGGUCACGUAAGCACGAUAAAGUAGAAGAUGAGAGAAGCAGCAAAAAUCAGGACAGCAUUAUGAGUUUGCAGACAGCAACUCUGACACUGUUACAGUCAGAACUGGCCAUGAUCUUGCUCACAGUAGUAGCAAUAUUGAUCUGGCUGAAGGUGCAGGUGCUGUGGAAGAGACUGAGAAGGAGGGAUCUAAGAAGAGAUCAAGGGAAGAUGAUGAAGAAGAGGAUAGGAGAGAUAGCAAAUGAUUCAAACAUUAAGAUGAGACACCAGUGA
Siniperca chuatsi (mandarin fish) is the source of this 1167-nucleotide messenger RNA. RefSeq lists its product as uncharacterized. The record is from RefSeq and is a predicted model, not a curated record. Lineage: Eukaryota; Metazoa; Chordata; Actinopteri; Centrarchiformes; Sinipercidae. Bases 211 to 1167 code for a protein of 318 amino acids. The transcript has 2 exons.